Molecule: messenger RNA, 1254 nt
Organism: Ectocarpus sp. CCAP 1310/34
Lineage: Eukaryota; Phaeophyceae; Ectocarpales; Ectocarpaceae
Source: the annotation of a GenBank genome assembly
UUCAUCAUGUCAUGUGCUGUCAGCACAAUUCCUGCAACCAACAAUGUGCGUGGCUUUGGUGAUACUCUCCGGCGCGAUUGCGCUGGCUGUGCCUCCACCGGCGCAGGCAUUUUUAUCUCCUGUGACAAGGUUUACAUUCCCUCAGGGGACGUCUGAUUCAAUGCACGGGCGCAACAACGCCAUAUUCGCCGUGUCCGGGAAGUUGACGGUACGCGCUGAGGGCAGUGUGGUGUGCCCCCACGCGGGGAGCAAUUUGCGAUGCCCCCCGGCGGGCACCGGGGGACUGAGCGCUCGAAAUCACCUCCUCUGCCGCCGUCGGCCGUUGACAUGGGUCUCGGCCGCAACUUCAUCGGCGGGCGAGGGGGGUGACGUGGGAGGUGCUGCCGGGGACCCUGGUGCAGACGGCGCAACGGGAGCAGAAGGAGAGGGCGUGUCAGGUGCAGCGGCUGAGUCGGCGAGAAAACCGUCCGAACCCGCGGGAGCGUCAGGGGCGAUGGAAGACGAGCUGCUGGCCCAGCUGGUCGGGCAGGACUACGGCAUGUUGGCCCUCUUGCGGAACGACAAGUUCAAGGGCUUGAUUGUGUUGUUGAGAAACUUGCCACCGGACGAGUGGGUCGCGGAGGUGGCGAGGGCCUACCCAGACGACGACGAAGUUAAGUCGAUGAUGGGGCAGGUGGGGAAGCUGAUGCGGAUGAUCGACUACUACCAGAAGAACCAGCCCAAGAAGUAGUCAACAAGCACGUGCCUCGGCCGUGCCCCCCCCCCCCCCCCCCCCCCCCCCCCCCCCCCCCCCCCCCCCCCCNCCCCCCCCCCCCCCCGCCUUCGGUGUGGUCCGAACGCUUGUUCUCAGGGCGGUUUGCCGGUGAGCGCCGUUCGUUGACAACGCUGCAUCACCCCGAACCCGAAAGGUUGUGCGUUUUUUGUCCUCCCGAGCGCGCGGGGGGCAGCGGGUUCGGGUUCGGGUUGGUUGCUGCUCUUUUUGAUCCUGUCCGGGUUUGUACGUUUCGCCGGGGCGACGGGGUCUCGGUUUCUGUCAGGGCCAAGAGGCUGGGCAAGCAGCGGUGACUGCGACGUUAUCCCGGCGGAGAAGCUGGCAAAGAACGCUGCUACGCUACUGCUGUACAGCAGCAGCGUCUUGUAGACAGUGUUGCCUGCCGGACCUGCUCUUGUCUCACUCUGUCCCGCAAGUAGAGAGACCGUAGGCAAUGAUGUUGACGAUUGGAAUAUAUUGGUUAUCUCCAGGGCUGUCCCCGU